Molecule: messenger RNA, 3615 nt
Organism: Charadrius vociferus (killdeer)
Lineage: Eukaryota; Metazoa; Chordata; Aves; Charadriiformes; Charadriidae
Gene: CAPRIN2
Product: caprin family member 2
Exons: 17
Coding region: 11-3265 (1084 amino acids)
Biological process (GO): positive regulation of canonical Wnt signaling pathway
Cellular component (GO): cytoplasm
Molecular function (GO): signaling receptor binding
Source: RefSeq, a predicted model, not a curated record
AUCCAUUUCAAUGGUGCAGCUUUCCCAAGCCCCUUUCCGUCGCCUAUCAUCACCUUCAGGCCGGUCAGAGGAGGGGGAGGAUAAGAGCAUGAAGGCGGCCAAGCAGCAGGUGAACCCGUCUGGGGAGAACCAACCUCCCUCCAGCCCCCUGCAGUCUGCGCUGAACUCGGCAGCCUCUCCUUCCCAGGCAUAUGAGACUUACAUUGAUAAUGGGCUUAUCUGCCUCAAACACAAGAUCAGGAACAUUGAGAAAAAGAAGCUCAAACUAGAAGACUACAAAGAUCGCCUGAAGAAGGGAGAAGCCCUCAAUCAAGACCAGUUGGAGGCAGUAGAGAAAUAUGAUGAAGUAGUACACAACUUGGAAUUUGCCAAGGAGCUUCAGAAGACUUUUUCAGGACUUAGCCAAGAUCUGCUGAAAGCACAGAAGAAGGCACAACGAAGAGAGAGUCUAUUGAAGCUUGAAGCAGAGAAGAAAAAACUGCGUACAAUACUUCAAGUCCAGUAUGUGCUGCAGAACUUCACUCAAGAGCAUGUUCAGAAAGAUUUCAAAGGUGGUGUGAAUGGUGCAAUAUACUUGCCUUCUAAAGAACUAGACUACCUCAUAAGAUUUGCGAAACUGACUUGUCCAGAAAGAAAUGAGAACUUGAGUGUUGAAGACCAGAUGGAACAAUCAUCUCUUUACUUCUGGGACCUUCUAGAAGGAAGUGAGAAACCUGUGGUUGGAACAACAUAUAAACACAUGAAGGACCUGUUAUCCAAACUUCUAGACUCUGGCUACUUUGAAAGUAUUCCGACUCCUCGCACCACUGUGCCAGUAAAAGAAUUGGAAGAAGCAAAUAGAAAACCUGAGAGAACAAGACAGAUGUCAAAAGGAGAGUCUGUCAAAGAACCAGAAUCCCUUAUGGAGCUUAUGAAGUCUGAAAUACAGCCACAGGAGUUUCUCAACAGGCGUUAUUUGCCUGAAGCAGAAUACUCUGUCAAGAAGAAGCCAGAAGAGCCCAAAUCUUGGGAAGCUGAGAGUGCUAGAAAGCAAGAACCUCCAAAGUCCUGGGAAAUGCUUGUUGAUAUUGAAGAGCAGAAACAAGAGACCUUAAAGCCUUGGGAAGCUCGUGUUAGGCAGCAAGAACCAAAAAGACCAGAUUCUCCAAAGCCUUGGGAAGCUCGUGUUAAAGAGGAGGAACAGAAGCGUGAGUCUACAAAGCCCUGGGAGACCCGUGUUGAGGAGGAAGAACAGAAGAAGCAAGAAGCUCCAAAGGCCUGGGUAGCACGUGUCCGAGAGGAGCAGGAGACCCCCAAACCUUGGGUAGCAAAGGUUAGGGAAGAGCAGGACCAGAAGAAACAGGAAUCGCCGAAGCCAUGGGUAGCUAAGGUUAGAGAAGAGCAGGAACAGAAAAAGCAGGAGUCCCCAAAAACUUGGGUAACCAAAGUUAAGGAAGAACCAGAACAAAAGCAGGAAUCUCCAAAACCUUGGGUAACCCAAACUAGGGAGCAACCAGAACAAAAGAAGCCAGAGCCUGUGAAAUCAUGGGGAAUGCCUGUUAGGGAAGAGCCAGAGCAAAAGAAGCAGGAGCCUGUGAAGGCUUGGGCUGCACAUGUUAGGGAGGAGCCAGAACAAAAGAAGCAGGAGACUCGAGAGGCUUGGGAAAAAGCUGACAGGCAGCAGCAAGUGCCAUCACAGCAGUUACAGAACCCUCCGAAGUCCUGGGGAGCUGCAAGUGUUGGGCCAAAGAAGUUUGAUAUGGAACCCAAAGAAGAGUCCAUUCUGGAUUUUGAUAAAGCUUCACCAAGUGCCAUUGGUUCAUCCCAACCACCUUCAGUUACUCCAGCAAGUAGUCCUGUAGCUUCAAAAGAACAGAAGCUGCCAAGUCAGAGUGAUUUUCUUCAACAGCCCCUUCAAGCUGCUGCUUCAUCCAUGACACUGCAUGGUUCAAAUACUUCCCUAGCAUCUGCUGAUCAGACUCUUUCUGGCUCUGAAACUGAAGACUUGGUGACACCACAGACACCACAGGCAACUGUUCCCCUCCCAAGUGAGCCACAGUCACCAUUGCCUACUUCAAGCACCUCCAUGUCACCAGUACCACCAGCGCAGAGCUUUCAGUCUCCUCCAGCAAGUAGCAGUUCUGUCACAAUAACAGCAGCUCCUUUUCAGGCUAUGCAGACUGUAUUUAAAGUAAAUGCACCACUGCCUCCACGUAAAGACCAGGAAAUUAAAGAGGAUUCUUCAUAUUCAGCGGGAUAUAAUCAGAGUUUCUCUACAGCAAGUACACAGACUCCUCCUCAAUGCCAGUUGCAAUCUUCUCAUGUUGCAGAACAAACAUCUCUUUCACAAGAAUCUCUAUCUUCAGUGAAUUAUCAACCUGAUGGAGCUGUUCCUGUUAGCAAUGGUAGCCUUGCCUUUUAUCCAGCACAGACUAAUGUUAUUCCCAGACCCCCUCAGCCUUACCUUAACAGUCGUGGGUCUGUCAGAGGAUCUGCUAGAGGUGGAAGGUCACUGGCUAAUUCAUAUCGUUCCCCUGGUGGGUACAAAGGUUUUGAUGCUUACAGAGGCUCACCUUCAAUAACUAAUGGCAACUAUGGCCAGCUGCAGUUCCCUGGUAGAGAUUAUGCUGGAAUGCCAUAUUCUCAGAGGGAUGUUAAUUACCAGCAGUGCUAUAAACGAGGUGGGAUAACUAGUGGUCCUCGAGCAAAUUCAAGAGCAGGGUGGAGUGAUUCCUCGCAGGUGAGCAGCCCAGAACGGGACAAUGAAACCUUUAACAGUGGGGACUCUGGACAGGGAGACUCCCGCAGCAUCACCCCUGUUGAUAUGCCAGUGACAAGCCAAGCUGCCACCAUACUACCAGUGCACGUCUACCCCCUGCCACAGCAGAUGAGAGUUGCCUUCUCUGCUGCUAGAACAUCUAACUUGGCCCCUGGAACUCUAGACCAGCCAAUUGUGUUUGAUCUGUUGCUGAACAACCUUGGAGAAACUUUUGAUAUACAGCUUGGUAGGUUCAACUGUCCAGUGAACGGUACAUAUGUCUUCAUCUUCCACAUGCUGAAAUUGGCUGUAAAUGUUCCCCUGUAUGUGAAUCUAAUGAAGAAUGAAGAGGUCCUAGUGUCAGCAUAUGCAAAUGAUGGGGCUCCUGAUCAUGAAACAGCUAGUAAUCAUGCAGUCCUGCAGCUGUUCCAGGGAGAUCAGAUCUGGUUGCGUCUGCAUCGGGGAGCCAUCUAUGGAAGCAGCUGGAAAUACUCCACCUUUUCGGGAUACCUCCUUUAUCAGGACUAAAAUCCAGUGUGAUGUUUACAAAAGAGCUGCUCCAAACACCUUGGUGGAGGGGGGUGGGACUAGCUUUGCACUUACUACUGACUUUAUAGAAGAUAUGUGGUUCCAUUAUUGGGGGAAAUGAUGGUCCUGUUGUGCAAGGUGAAAUCAUGGAGUUGGGGUACUGAAUCAGCACUAAUUUGGCACUUUAUCAGUUGUGAUGUAGCCUUGCUAAUAAAGCUGUGAAUGUAUAUUGUUUGCACUUACCCUAAACUGUGUUAAUGUCCAGCUUACUACACUAUUGAUUGCCUCAAGUAUGGGCUAUUCACAAUGCCUUGUUGUGCCUCAAUAAAACAAGUUAAUAUGCAUUUUAG